UUGUCUAAGAAGCUGGCCUGGCGUAGAUGGCAACACGAGCUGGUGACAUUGUGGUUAAUUCUAUUUAAUUCAAGUUGUGGAAAUAAUCGAUGUAUUUCUGAUCUAAAGACGUGUUUAUAGCAUUUAGGAUGUAUUCGAAGGUAAACAAGACACCAAGAAUGGCUGGGAAAGGUAUAGACUUUGCUUUAUUUUAUGCACAUGAUGGGAAAGACCUGGCAGCGUUCAUACAGCAACGCUUUGGUGACACACGAUUUGGGUGUUCUGUUGAAACUGUGGAUGUCGCUGACCUGAGUAAGAAAAACAAUAACCUGACUGACCACACUAACCGCACAGAAGCUAAAGUAAAUGUAAUGAUCGUUUCGCCGUCCUUCCUUGCUGGAGUCAGUUCGUCAGGAAUAUUCCUACACGAUGCCUUGGUCAAGUCACUGAAGCGAACCGUCGUUCUCUAUUUCUAUGUGGAUGUUUCUGAAGCAGAGAAGGUUGUUCGUGGACUGAGUGACGAGGCGGUGAAGUGGAUUCAUAAGGAUGUCGGAAACAGCAAAGAAGCACUCCGUGAAUGUCUUGUGACUCUCAUGGCGGUAUGUGAGGAGGACAAUGAUGAACAACUUCCCAUGCUGAAGACAUUCCGACUAAUGCCAGCGGUGGUGACAUGGAAUGUAGACAAGGUCUAUGUGAUGUUUUCAAGAGAAACUCGAGGAUGUGUUGAAAUACAGCAAGACAAAUCGGACAAGAUUGCUGCAACUUUCUACAACCCUUACACGUAUUUUUUCAACCCUGUGGGAUGUGUUCUGUGUGAAGGUGUUUACUCGGGCGAGACAGAGGUGCAAGUGUUCGUGAACGGGUGUUCAUCGGGCGUGGAAACGUUGGUAUACUACUCAAAGCUGGCCGAGGUUCAGUAUCUCCUUGACGAAGUGACCAGGCCUUUGGAUCUGCUGUGUCAGGCAGUGCUAGGGGACACUAGCUCCAACACCGGCAUCCUUGACCAAACUCUAUGCCACAUGUUCGGCAAUGCCCACAGCUUAACGACAAUAGAUUGUGAUAAACAAGAUGUUCAAGGCAACAGAGAACAGGAUUCGCCAACGUUACUUCAUGUAGCGGCUCGGUUUGGACUCAAGGAGUUAUGCAGAUCCAUACAGGAUACACCAGUGGGAAAACUAGCCAGCAAGAUGAAAAACAGAAAUGGUCUCACACCAGCAGAUAUCGCACUGAAAUUUCAACACAUCCGGCUUUCCGAAAGUCUCAGGGUAUUAAUGGAGCCUUCGCUAACACAGUCAGAAAAGGAAACGAUAGAGGCUGCACAAGACAAAGAAGCUUAUUGUGACAUGAUGAAAGAUGCAAAUAGUGCUUUAAGAGAGGUAAAGAGAAUAGACUAUGAAGAUAUCAGUGCUUCUCAAGUUCCUGACGGCGUUCAAAGAUCAAUAUUGCCAGCCGGCAAUCACUACAUGGCCAUGGAUAUGGUGGGCACAGAAUUUCGCCCCAGAAUUGGUAUCAGGGACGACAACAGCAAUCCGGUGCCCCCAACUGUUACUCUAAGAAGUCGCAGCAGAACACUCAACACUGAGUCUUCGCGGGAAUCAGCACGCAUAUCGAUGAUCAAGGAAGAAGACAUUGUUUUCUUGCCACGGUUACCACCAAGAAGAGAUGACAGAAUCUACGCAAGCAUAAAGGAUGUCUCACAGCCGACACAAAACACCAGGGCUGAAAUGUUGCAUUUCAGAAAAUCCUAGAAGAGUUCUCACAGACUGACGGGGAUAAUUACAGAAUGCAACGAGUUUUUAAAGUGUUCGACCGACAUUUUAAUGAUUCGUAACUCCGAGUAUAUUAGAUUCAGUAUAUAUUAUUCCUGAUAUUACAAUGUUUCAUGCUUAGAAGGCAAAUGCAAGAACAUCUUUAAGAUGUAGAUAUCCUAUGAAGCCAAGCUAUUGUUCGUUUCUUAAUAGUUGCGUCUCGUUGCCGUGCCAGUAAUCAUUGAUCGUGGGUUCGAAUCCCUGAUUUGAACCGGUCGUGAUUAAUGGUUUGUUACUCUUAAACAUCUACGACAUGCAUAACCGUUAAGUACCCCCGCAUUGCACUGAUCUAACUGAAAUACUGUUCAAACUGAGAUCAACCAAGCCAUGUCGCGGAUGUCUCCAAAAGGUCUACAUUCCAAAACAUCUACACUUAGUUAAAACAACAAAGGAAGUUUCCUAAUGCUGGAAUGGAACAGAUCAGGAGAAGAGAUUAGACGAGAAACGGUGAAGUCAUUGAGAGGAUUGAGACAGCAGAUAAGCCAAGACAUUGUCCUUCUUGGAUGCAGUGGCAUAUUUGCUAAAACUUGGAUACUUGAACUUGAACAUUGUAGGAAUUAUGAACUCAGUGCUAUGUCAUAUGAAAUAUUGUCAAAAUAAUGAUACUUUUAACAGUUAAGUUAGCAGAGGCUUUCGUGAAAUUUGUAAAUAAUUGUAAAGGUAUUACCUAGAUUUUUCAAUAUUAUGUUACUAUGUUUUUUUAUGUUUAAUACAUGCAACACGAACAAAAUCUAAAGAGCUAAAUUUAGUAUACCUGCAAAACACGCGGUUCAUUGAUGGGCCUUGGAAAGAUAACAUUCUCGUGAGAGAACAUGCAUUUAUUGUCCUUUUCGGUGUGGAUUCUAAAAGUGCACUCUUGGUGCGCUCGCUGCCAAAUGGUUGCAGCCUUGUAGGUACAUGCUUGACAUCCUCCUCAUUUACUUGUCUACAUCACGUUUUGACAUAUAUACUUUGAAACAAGACCUAUGCACAAUAAACAAUCAAAUUAUAA
Haliotis rufescens (red abalone) is the source of this 2778-nucleotide messenger RNA. Its product is annotated as phosphoinositide 3-kinase adapter protein 1-like. Gene Ontology annotation, molecular function: transmembrane receptor protein tyrosine kinase adaptor activity; fibroblast growth factor receptor binding. Bases 129 to 1727 code for a protein of 532 amino acids. Gene Ontology annotation, cellular component: cytosol. The transcript has 12 exons. NCBI's taxonomy places the organism in Eukaryota, Metazoa, Mollusca, Gastropoda, Lepetellida, Haliotidae. The record is from RefSeq and is a predicted model, not a curated record.